Conger conger (European conger) is the source of this 1134-nucleotide messenger RNA. Its product is annotated as putative nuclease HARBI1. NCBI's taxonomy places the organism in Eukaryota, Metazoa, Chordata, Actinopteri, Anguilliformes, Congridae. Bases 51 to 1004 code for a protein of 317 amino acids. The record is from RefSeq and is a predicted model, not a curated record. The transcript has 3 exons.
UUUGGCGCAAUUAAGACGCUUGAGAGAGAGGUAUUUCAGGGAUCGGGCAGAUGUUAGCUGAGAGUGAUGAAUGGUUGAUUAGUCGUUUCCGACUACCAAGACCAAUUCUGUUGCAUUUAUGCAACAUUUUGGAGCCUAAUCUGACAAGGCCAACAAGACGCAGCCAUGCCAUCCCUGCACAUCUACAGGUACUAUCGGUGCUUAGUUUUCUAGCCACAGGGACCUUCCAGCGCGAGAUAGGUGACAGGUCCGGCAUUUCACAACCAACCAUGAGCCGCAUCCUCCCUGCUGUGCUCAAUGGUAUUUUAAAACUAGUGCCAGAGUACAUCACAUUUCCCUAUAACGCACAACGGCAGGUAGAGGUGAUGCAGGGAUUCAGUGCAAUUGCGAACAUGCCAGGUGUCAUCGGUGCCAUAGACUGCACACACGUAUGCAUCAAGGCUCCAUCUGGUGAUGCAUUUGCUUACAUAAACCGGAAAAACUUUAAUUCCGUUAAUGUGCAACUGAUCUGUGAUGCAAAGUGUGUGCUGUUAAACGUUGUGGCACGGUGGCCUGGUGGGACGCAUGACGCAUUUAUCCUGCGUAAUAGCGCAGUUGGCACGCGUUUGGAGGAUGGAGCUGUGAGGAACGGCUGGCUCAUUGGGGAUAGGGGUUACCCACUGACGCCGUGGCUUAUGACCCCACUGACCAACCCGCAGACACCACAGGAGCUGGCAUACAAUGAGGCGCACUCUGCUACUCGGGCUGUUGUGGAGCGCACAAACGGGGUCUUAAAGGCAAGAUGGCUCUGCCUGGACAAUAAAGGUGGUACCCUUCUGUAUGCACCCGGGAAGGUGUGCAAAAUUAUAUUAGCCUGCUGUGUCCUGCACAAUGUGGCCAUUAAACAGGGCCUUCCACUGCCUGAAGUCCCCAAUGCAGAGGAACGACUGCCUCCGGAACCAGCUCUUGGGCCUCAAAAUGCGCCUGCUAUACAGACACGCCAGCGUCUUGUAGAGCAAUUUUAAGGACCUCAUCCGUAAGGACAGCCGGAUCACCUCUUCGGCCUCGGUACCUGGGUGCAGCAGGAGCAGCAGCGGCGGCAGCAGGUGGUAGAGCCACAUCCUGGGAGGAGCACUCGCCAGCUAGAAAUGAGAC